CUGGACCACAGGGACGAGACGCCAUGACCCCCAGCCUCACGGCCCUGCUCUGCCUCGGGCUGCGUGUGGGCCUGAGGACCCACGUGCAGGCAGGAACCCUCCCCAAACCCACCAUCUGGGCUGAGCCAGGCUCUGUGAUCCCCUCGGGGAGCCCCGUGACCAUCUGGUGUCAGGGGACCCUGGGGGCCCAGGAGUUCCGUCUGAAUAAAGAGGGAAGCUCAGCUCCCUGGGACAGACAGCCCCCACUGGAGCCCAGGGACAAGGGCAAGUUCUCCAUCCCACACAUGACACCGCCCUACGCAGGGAGAUAUCACUGUUACUAUCGCAACCCCACUGGCUGGUCAGAGCGCAGUGACCCCCUGGAGCUGGUGGUGACAGGGGUCCACAGCAAACCCACCCUCUCAGCCCUGCCGAGCCCUGUGGUGACCUCGGGAGGGAACGUGACCCUCCAGUGUAGCUCAUGGCAGGGAUUGGACGGGUUCAUUCUGACUAAGGAAGGAGAACACAAGUCCUCCUGGACCCUAGAUGCACAGCGACGCCCCUAUGGACAGACCCAGGCCCUGCUCCCCGUGGGUCCCGUGACCCCCAGCCACAGGUGGACGUUCAGAUGCCACGGCUUUAACAGGGACACCCCCCACGUGUGGUCAGCACCCAGUGACCCCCUGGAGCUCCUGGUCCCAGGUGUGUCUGGGAAGCCCUCCCUCCUGACCCCGCAGGGCCCUGUCGUGGCCUCUGGACAGAACCUGACCCUCCAGUGUCGCUCUGACGUCGGCUACGACAGAUUCGCUCUGUCCCAGGAGGGGGGACAGGCCCUCCCCCAGCGCCCUGGCCGGCAGCCCCAGGCUGGGCUCUCGCAGGCCGACUUCCCCCUGGGCCCGGUGACCAGCAGCCACGGGGGCCGGUACAGAUGCUACGGUGGGCACAACCUCUCCUCCGAGUGGUCGGCCCCCAGUGACCCCCUGGACGUCCUGGUGGCAGGAUGGUUGCCUGACACGCCCUCCCUCUCGGUGCAGCCGGGCCCCGUGGUGACCUCAGGAGAGAACGUGACCCUGCUGUGUCAGUCAGGGAGCACAAAGGAAACUUUCCUUCUGUCCAAGGAGGGGUCAGCCCGUCCCCCACUGCGUCUUAGAUCAAAGUACCAAGGUCGGCAUUUCCAGGCCGAAUUCUCCAUGAGUCCUGUGACCUCAGCCCACAGUGGGACCUACAGGUGCUACAGCUCACUCAGCAGUAACCGCUACCUGCUGUCACACGCCAGUGCCCCCCUGGAGCUCGCGGUCUCAGGAGCAGCUGACGCCAUCCACCCAUCACAAAACACGUCAGAUCCCACGAGAGCCUCACACCCCCAAGACUACACAGUGGAGAAUCUCAUCCGGAUGGGCGUGGCUGGCUUGAUCCUGCUGGGCCUCGGGAUUCUGCUCUUUCAGGCUCCACACGGCCACAGAGGAACCCAAGAUGCAGCCAGGAGCUGA
Messenger RNA from Balaenoptera ricei (Rice's whale), 1469 nucleotides. RefSeq names its product leukocyte immunoglobulin-like receptor subfamily A member 6. The record is from RefSeq and is a predicted model, not a curated record. Gene Ontology annotation, molecular function: inhibitory MHC class I receptor activity. Gene Ontology annotation, biological process: cytokine-mediated signaling pathway. Lineage: Eukaryota; Metazoa; Chordata; Mammalia; Artiodactyla; Balaenopteridae. The transcript has 8 exons. Bases 24 to 1469 code for a protein of 481 amino acids.